CGCGGAUGGUCGGGAGGCGCGUGUCCGGCGGCGCUCGCGCGCCCGUGUGUGUGCGCGCGCGCUCCCGGCUCUGGAGAGCUCCAGGACAGUGGCUGAGGACAAGGAGCAGAGCCUGAACCCUUGGGCCUGGGGGCCCGAGGUGGGUCCAGUCAGAGGUGACCAUGGAGAAAGGGGCAGAGGCCAGAGACUCUGCCUUCCCCCGAGGAACAAAUGGAGACCAGCCAGAGGAGCCCACAACCUCUGGCCUCCCAGUGGCUCCCAGCUUCCUGGCAUCACUGACCUUCCAGGAUGUGGCUGUAGCUUUCAGCCAGGACGAGUGGAGACACCUGUGCCCAGCUCAGAAGUGCCUGUACCGGGAGGUGAUGCUGGAGAACUAUGGGCACCUGCUCUUCCUGGGGCUGCCGGUUGCCAAGCCAGAGUUGAUCACCCAGCUGGAGUGUGGGGAAGGCCCGUGGGUGCUGCUGGAGGAAGAGCCGAGAAGCCCUGGCACAGACCAAAAGAGUAGUCCAGAGACCAAGAAGACAGUUCUAAAGCAGGGCAUUUCAGUGGGAAAACCACUGCAGGAAAGACUCUCAAGAGAUCAUCCCAGGGAUUUAAAAUUUGGAGAAGUUGGCAGUUAUGGCCAGAGGUUUAACAGGCUUCAGAGCAACCAGAAGAGAGACAUUAGGCAAGGAAAGAAAAUGUUUAAUAAGUCCAGAGAGCGUGAAUGUAUAUUUAGGAAAAAUUUCUGUCAAAGAUCAGUCCUUGAAAUACAAAGGAAUGUUUCUUCAGAAAAGAGUCUCCAGAAAUAUGAAAUAUAUGGAAAUAGCUUUAAAUUGUCUUCAGACCUGAAUAGUUAUAAUGGAAUUGCCCCAGGAAGGAAACCUCAUAUGAUUAAUGCUUGCAACAAGGCCUUCAGUUACCAUUCAGACCUUAUUCGAUAUCACAGGGUAAGUACUAGAGAAAAACCCUAUACAUUUGAUGAAUUUGGUAAAGCCUUUCAGCAGAGGCGACACCUUACACGACAUCACAGAAUUCGACCUGGAGAUAAACCAUAUACAUGUACAGAAUGUGGGAAAACCUUCAGUCGGAUUCCCUACCUUAUGCUACAUCAGAGAAUUCACACUGGAGAGAAACCCUAUAAAUGUAAUGUAUGUGAAAAAGCCUUUUGCCAAAGAGGACAUCUCACUGAACAUCAGAGAAUUCACACUGGAGAGAAGCCCUAUAAAUGUAAUGUAUGUGAAAAAGCCUUCACUCAGAGUGGACAUCUCACUGAACAUCAAAAAAUUCAUAAUGGAGAGAAACCCUACAAAUGUAGUGAAUGUGGAAAAACCUUUAGCAAUAAAUCAUCCCUUAUUCUACAUCGCAGGUUUCAUACUGGAGAGAAACCAUACAAAUGUUAUGAAUGUGGAAAAGGCUUCACCAACAGCUCAGUCCUUAUUGUACACCAGAGAAUUCACACUGGAACUAAACCCUAUAAAUGUCAUGAUUGUGGGAAGGCCUUCCUUCAGUACAUAGGGCUUGUGGUACAUCAGAGAAUUCAUACUGGAGAGAAACCUUAUAAAUGUCACAUAUGUGAAAAAGCCUUCAGCCAGAGUGGGCAUCUCAGUGAACAUCAGAAAAGUCACAAUGGAGAAAAACCCUAUGAAUGUAAUGAGUGUGGGAGAGCCUUCAGCAAUACCUCAUCCCUUAUUCUGCAUCAUAGGAUUCAUACUGGAGAGAAACCUUACAAAUGUAAUGACUGUGGGAAAGCCUUUAGUAAUAGCUCAGUUCUUACUGUUCAUCAAAGAAUUCAUACAGGAUCAAAACCUUAUAAAUGUCUUGAAUGUGGGAAGGCCUUUCUCCAGUGUAUAGGUCUUAUUGUACAUCGGAGAACUCAUACUGGAGAGAAACCUUAUAAAUGUAAUGUAUGUAAGAAAGCUUUCAGUCAAAGGGGGCACCUUACUCAGCAUCUGAAAAUCCAUAAUGGGGAGAAGCCCUAUAAAUGUAGUGACUGUGGGAAAGCUUUCACGCAGAGGGGACAUCUCACUGAACAUCGGAGAACCCACAGUGGGGAGAAACCAUACACAUGCAAUGAAUGUGGUAAAGCUUUUAGCAACCACUCACACCUCACUCUCCAUCACAGAAUCCACACUGGAGAGAAGCCCUACAAAUGUAAUGAAUGUGGGAAAGCCUUCAGUCAGAGGGGUCACCUCACUGAACACCAAAGAAUCCAUACUGGGGAGAAGCCCUACAAAUGUGAUGAGUGCAGUAAAGCCUUCAGCAGCCGAUCACGGCUUACACUACACCAUAGGAUUCAUACUACAGAAAAACCCCGUAAACGUCGUGAAUGUAAAAAAAACAUCCCUCACAGUAUGGACCUUCCUCAGUGUCAAAGAGUUAAAACUGGGGCGAAAGGUUAUAAAUGUACCGAAUGUAGCAAAGCCUUUCGAAGCAGCUCUUCCCUGGCUCUUCAUCAGAGGACUCAUAGUGGAGAAAAACCAUAUGAAUGUAGUGAAUGUGGGAAAGCAUUUAGCCGGAGAAUAUACCUUACUAAACACCAGAGACUUCAUAAUGGCAUGAAUACUUACCUUUGUAGUACAUGUGGUGAAAACUGUACUCAGUGUGCAUGUCUUAUUCAACACCAGACAAUUCAUUCUGGAGAGGUACCUUCCACAUCUUGUGAUUAUUCAGAAGCCUUCAGUAGUAACUCAUCUCUUAUUCUACAUUCCAAAAGUCAUAGCAGAAAGAAAUCCUAUGAAUGUUAUGAAUGUGGGAAGCCUUUCAGCAGUCGUGCAGGCCUUAUUGUACAUCUGAGAAUUCAUACAGGAGAGAAACCCUACAAAUGUAACACAUGUGAAAAAGCCUUCAGCCAGAGAGGACAUCUUACUGAACAUCAAAAAAUUCAUAAUGGAGAGAAACCAUAUAAAUGUAGUGAAUGUGGAAAAGCCUUCAGUCGGAGAAUGUAUCUUACUCAGCAUCAGAGAAUUCACACUGGAGUUAAACCUUAUAAAUGUAACAUAUGUGGUAAGGCUUUCACACAGUCUUCAGGCCUUACACAACAUCAUAUAAUUCAUUCCAGAGAGAAACUCUACAAAUGUAGUGAAUGUGGAAAAGCCUUCAGUAACAGUUCAUCACUUAACCUACAUCAGCAAAUACAUGUGGAAGAGAAACCCUAUAAUUGCAAUGAAUGUGGAAAAAUUUUCAGUGAUCAGUCAUCUCUUAAUCUACAUCUGAGAACUCAUACUGAAGAAAAACCCUAUAUAUGUAAUGAAUGUGGGAAAAUCUUUAGCAACAACUCGUCUCUUGAUCUACAUCAGAGAAUUCAUACUGCAGACAAACCCCAUAAAUGUAAUGAAUGUGGAAAAGCCUUUAGUCAGCAGGGAGGUCUUGCUCAGCAUCAAAAAAUUCAUAAUGGAGAGAAACCGUACAAGUGUAAUGAAUGUGGGAAAGCUUUCAUUUAUAGUAUGCAACUCACUCGACACAUGAGAACUCAUACUGGGGAGAAGCCCUAUAAAUGUAGUGAAUGUUCCAAAGCUUUCAGUGAAAGUUCAUCCCUUAUUGUUCAUCAGAGAAUUCAUUCUGGAGAAAAGCCAUAUAGAUGUAAUGGAUGUGGGAAGGUCUUCAGUGCACAGGGGAGCCUUACAAACCAUCAGAGAAUUCAUACUGGAGAGAAACCGUAUAACUGCAGUGAAUGUGGGAAAUCUUUCAGCUCCAGCUCAUCCCUUGCAAGACAUAAAAGAACUCAUACUGGGGAAAAGCCCCAUAGAUGUCUUGAAUGUGGAAAAGCCUUCACUCACAGGUCAUCUUUUACUGUACAUCAGAGAAUUCAUACUGGAGAGAAGCCCUACAAAUGUAGUGAAUGUGGAAAGGCUUUCAAUGAGGGAAGGGGGCUUCUUCAACAUCAGAGAAUUCAUACUGAAAAGAAAGUCUAGAGGUUCAGUUCUUAGGGAUAACCUUCCCCUAAUGGGAAAAGUAGCACCAAAAGAUUCAUGCUUGACAUAAAUAUUAUAAAUAACAUGCAUGUGGAAAGGCCUUUUAGGUAUGUCCAGGCAUCUGAGACUUUACAAAAGAAAUUAACCCCUGUUAGCUUGUGUAUCUGAGCAUUGUGAUAGUUUUUCAUUUGGGAAUUGAAAGGAAAGAAAGGUUUUCCUAGAUAUUUGCUUCUUUUCUACAGCACACCUGAGGGAAUUACACUUGUAUAUGUCCAAGUAAGAGGCUCACAGGUGUGAGACUUAGUAGUUCUUAGGCUCUUAGCUCUCUAAGACAGAAAAAAAGGGAUCUUUUCCAUAAAACAUUUUAGUAAGGGAAUGGAAGAAAUAGAAAGAUGCUGAUAACCAGAAUUUCCACUGAGAUAUAUUUAUAAGCAGUUCUAUUAAUUGUGAGCACCCCUUCACAUACUUUUUAUUGAUGUGCAUCUGACAGUUCUCAAUGGGCCAUCCUCAUGAGACCUGAUUAAUAGCUUGUGCAUUGAGGUCUAAAAGAUUUUGUGUGUGUGUGUGUGUGUUUGUGUGUGUGUGUGAAUAUGGAGGGAGGGAGUGGGAAGUUGUUCCAGAAGCACAGAAACUGGCUCACCUAAGGGUCAGUGAUAUUUGUCCACCUCUUCAUGGAAAUCUAAGAUCUGAUAGUUAUUUAACAGUAAUUGUGGAAAGGAAACCAAUGAGACAGAAACAGUUGUUCUCGGCUCCUGGAGUACUCUCCAUCCCAGAGUUUUUUGUGUCCUUGUGCUACCCAUAGUUCCCCACAGAAUCCUUCCCUGAUCUAGGCUUUCAAAUUACAUCUUGAUCUCCCCAUCCCAUAUCUUCACUGCAUCUUUGUAUUGGUAUAGUUAAUUUGCAUUCCUUAAUUAGAGCAACUAUGAAACUGAGACAUCCCUCAUUUCCCUCCAGGCAGUGUGAGUCUGUUGUUCUGAAGGAAUCUGUCAUUGGUUCUGCCUCAGAUUUCAGGCUUUCAGAUCUUUUGAGUUAAAGGCCCUUACUUCAUAGUACUACUUACAUAGAAGAGCAACUUGAGGACUGAACAGCAGUGGAGAAGGGUAGUGUGCUUUCCUCAGGGCCCUUCAGGGACACUGCCCAAGACAGCUAUAAAGAGGAGAAUUGUUAGGGAUGUGGCAGAAAUAAGAGAGUUGCUCAAAGGGCAGUUUGGGAGCAUGGGGAACUUUGUAGAGAGGCCACCUGAUAAGGGAGGUCAAAUAUUCUUUCCUGCUUUCACAGUGGGAUGGAAAAAUUAACCACUGCUCUGCCCCAUCUUUGCUAGAGCUGCAGGCUCAGGCUGCUCCAUCACACAGAUCUCAUGACUCUGUCCCUGACUGAAGCACCUUUAAGAAGCAAGUACAGGACCAGCAGCCCUUACCUGUCCUCUGGAAGUUUCUCAAACUUUGGGACUAUGGGCACUCACUGAAACACCAGGGAAUGUUUAGUGGAGAAGAGCACCUUAGGGAAGGGCAUUUUUCUAGCAUGCAGUGCUUUCUAGGGAGAUCAGGCCUUUGAGGGAGGAGAGCAGAGUACUUGGACAGCCAGCCAGAAGGAGAACUGUAUACCUUUAGAGAAUUCAGAGACAGCACUGAAUCCAUUGAGAACUCAAGAGUAGUGAGAAAAACUCCGGCAUAUCUGGUUUUAUGAAUGUCUUUUGUUUUCUCACUUCAUUAAUUUCCAAACCCCAUUUGAGCCCUUCUUGUAACAAAGAAAAGUAUGAGACCAAUGAGAGCUCAAACAGUGUGUUGAACAUAUUUGUAUACAUACACACAUAUAUAUAUAUAUAUAUGUAUAUAUGUAUUUAUAUAUACACAAAGCAUAUUCAAAGACAUUCCAUGCCUGCAGUUCUAGCCUUUCUAGUGAAAUGAGAGGUUGGUUGUGAUGUUUUAGAGUUCAACUUUCUUUUAGGGUUUUAAAAAAAUUUACAUUACUAUCAUCACUAUGUGCUUUAUUCUCCUGAUUCUGCUGCUUUACUCUUGGUCCAUUCGUAAGUUAUUCUUAUGUUUCUGCAUUCCAUGUAUUUUUUGUUUCUUCCCCAGUGAAAUGCCCCCUUUGUUUUCAUCUUUUUGCUACUAUAAAAAGUGCUGCUAUGUAUAUUUUGGUGUCUAUGGGUCCCUCUGCCUUGGACCUCUUUGGGGCCUAUUCCCAGCAUUGGGAUUGCUGGAUCAAAGGGUAUGAAGUAUUUAGAAACUUUCCUUGGACAAUUCAAAUCAACUUCUAGAAAAUGACCAAUUCAUACCACCAACAAUGUCUGAGUGUGCAUGUGACUGGCUUCCCCUUACUUUUUUUCAGGCCCUGGUACAUGCCUACUUCUGAAUAGAAUAAAAACUGGCAUUCACAACUCAGUGAGGGAAGUGCUACAGAUGUUAGCAUCUCCAUUUUACAGGUGAGGAAAUGGGAUCCCUCAGAGAUUGAGGGAUCUGUCCAGGUGACAAAGUACAUACAGGCCAGAGGCAGGGUCAGGACCUAACCCUGGGUCUGGUGCUGCUGAGCCACCUCUGGGUUAAAGCCUGCCCAGAUGUGACUGCAUACAUGAAGUGGAUGGGAGUGGCUACAUGGGUGGUAGUCUGCAGUGGGUCCCAGCUGCCCUCUGCAGAUCUGCAGUAUGCUUCCUGGCAGCUUGGUGGUGAGCUGCUGGACUUGCAGCCAAGGAGACCUGCAUUUAAGUCCAGCCUCAGACACUUAUGAUCUAUGAGACCCUGAGCAAGUCACUUAGCAUGUUUGCUCAACUACAAACUAGAGAUAACGAGGAUCAAAUGAGGUCAUAUGCAUAAAGUGCUGGGCAUUGCAUGCUAACAGGCCUGACAUUCAGUAGCUGCUGGGUCAUUGCUCCUUCCCUUCCUUUCUCCCCUGCCUUCCAAUGGGGAGAGCACAUGAAGGUCAAUACCUGGAGAUGCUUCAUGCUGGACCCAUGGAAACACCAGUAUUCAAUGCUAGCCCUUGGCUUGCUUAGAAGGACAAUGGCAAAAACUCACAUAAAGAAGCCCAGAAGCCAUCUGUUCCAACCCCCUCCAUAUGCAGUCAAGGAAACAAGGCUGGGGGUUAAGUACCUCACCCAAAGCCACACAUUAAAUAGCAGUGUCUGAUGCCAAACCUAGUCCUCUUCCCACAGUGCCCCAUCUGAAUACCGUAUGAGAAGCUGGCACAGUGACUAAAGGGGAUCAGAAAUUAUCUCCUGGGAUGUGGGAGAACAGCUUGGGCAGCUCCCAUUGACAAAAAGGAAUGGACUCAUUUGUACCUUCUUACAGUAGGGGAAAGGGGGUGGGGUUGACUUCUCACAUAUCCCUACAGAAGGGACCUGUUCCCACUGUAGAAAACAGUUGGGUUGUGCCUGUGUCAUUGAGCUGCCCUAGUCAUGUCCCUUCCCUGUCACCCAAAUGGGUGUGUUAGCAUGCCACCUUGGUUGUACUUCUCCUCUGUUGCUCCCACCCCGGACAUCUCAGAAUCUCCGUUGUGAGAGUAACUCUCACAAUGUGCUGUAAUAAAUGGCCUGUUGCUUUGAGGAUGUACUAGCUUGUCUUGUUCUUGUAGGAUAUUUAUGAGUUUCCAAAUCAGAAUGUCUUCCUUGCUUUCCUAAGAGAAGAUACUCCCCUGUGGACU
Messenger RNA from Dromiciops gliroides (monito del monte), 7532 nucleotides. Its product is annotated as zinc finger protein 420-like. NCBI's taxonomy places the organism in Eukaryota, Metazoa, Chordata, Mammalia, Microbiotheria, Microbiotheriidae. The record is from RefSeq and is a predicted model, not a curated record. The coding region runs from base 162 to 3893 and encodes 1243 amino acids. Gene Ontology annotation, molecular function: DNA-binding transcription factor activity, RNA polymerase II-specific; RNA polymerase II cis-regulatory region sequence-specific DNA binding. Gene Ontology annotation, biological process: regulation of DNA-templated transcription. The transcript is spliced from 6 exons.